Messenger RNA from Aedes albopictus (Asian tiger mosquito), 642 nucleotides. Its product is annotated as abl interactor 2-like. The transcript has 2 exons. NCBI's taxonomy places the organism in Eukaryota, Metazoa, Arthropoda, Insecta, Diptera, Culicidae. The coding region runs from base 72 to 449 and encodes 125 amino acids. The record is from RefSeq and is a predicted model, not a curated record. Gene Ontology annotation, molecular function: protein binding.
CGUUCAAAGUAUAACGUUAAACUUUUUCAUAUUCCACAGCACCGCCGUCUCCGCUGACGGUAACCCACGAGAUGCCCGAUCACGGCCACAUAGGAAUGCACACGCUCAGCCGCAACAUGCCCCGUCCGGGGUCCCAAUCGCCACCACUGCCACCGCCUCCCCCGCCGGAGGAAUCCGACCAUGCCGACUUUGGCCGACCGAGGAACACCCAAAGUUUGGUGGCUGCCAUCGUACCGGAUGACCAGAAUCUGCCCGGCUGGGUGCCGAAGAACUACAUCGAGAAGGUGGUCGCCAUCUACGACUACUACGCCGACAAGGACGAUGAGUUGAGCUUCCAGGAAAGCUCGGUGCUGUACGUGCUGAAGAAGAACGACGACGGCUGGUGGGAGGGCGUGAUGGAUGGGGUCACGGGACUGUUUCCGGGAAAUUAUGUUGAACCGUGCGUUUAGAGUAAUGACGAUAUUUAACGGAUUAAGAUUAAGCGUUCAUAUUAUAGUGCUUUUUAGUUUCCUUACAUAAAGAUAAUCAACGCCCGGUAUAUUAUCGCAUUUGAAUGCAAUUUCGCAUCAAUUUAUACACUUGUAUCGAAAUAAAUGUAGGUCGUCAUCAUAAUAAAACAAAAACAAGUUAUGUAUAACUGCA